Lytechinus variegatus (green sea urchin) is the source of this 2472-nucleotide messenger RNA. Its product is annotated as syntaxin-6-like. Gene Ontology annotation, cellular component: SNARE complex; endomembrane system; synaptic vesicle membrane. The transcript has 7 exons. Gene Ontology annotation, biological process: vesicle fusion; Golgi vesicle transport; intracellular protein transport. Gene Ontology annotation, molecular function: SNARE binding; SNAP receptor activity. The coding region runs from base 463 to 1212 and encodes 249 amino acids. The record is from RefSeq and is a predicted model, not a curated record. Lineage: Eukaryota; Metazoa; Echinodermata; Echinoidea; Temnopleuroida; Toxopneustidae.
CAUAAAAUUACAAUCAAAGGUCAAGUCGCAGAUGCAGAACUGACGUUAUUUUGGAGUCGUGUCAUCAACAAAUGUCAGGGAUUUAGGGGAAUUUUCACCGAGGAGAGCAACCGUUCAAGUAUUCAAUACGUUAAUUUACACACUGAUUUUGAAAAUUAUGGAUAUUUCUACAUCAUCUACCUUUGUUUGAACCUUGGUUUACACAUAUUCUUGACGAGAAAUUUGAAGCACUACGCCUACGGUACCUGCGGUUACACACGGCAAGUCUACGGGAGAGCGUAGGCGCGACCUCACAGCGACACUGGUCAACGUGGUCUUCCCUGCUGCUACUACUACUAGUACUACUAGUGUGCUAGCUCAGCUCAGCCCUUCAAUUUAGUAACAACAUUGCCGUUGGAAUUUAGAGUCUCCCAACUGUACCGUCACCUUUUACUCAGUUGUGUUGUUUUGAACUAAGGAGUCAUGUCACUUGAAGAUCCAUUCUUCGUUGUGAAAGAGGAGGUAGAGAAGGCUGUGAACACAUCAGAGGGGCUAUACCAGAGAUGGACCAAGCUUUUAGAAGACACAAACAGUGUUAGCAAGGAGGAGUAUGAUUGGACAAUGAAUGAACUCAGGAAUAGUCUUAGGAGUAUAGAAUGGGAUUUGGAAGACCUCGAAGAAACCAUUAGCAUUGUUGAAGCCAACCCAAGGAAAUUCAGGAUAGAACCGAGUGAUCUAGACUCUAGGAGACUCUUUGUAACGAGGACUAAGGAUAGAGUCAGAGAGAUGAAAGACCACAUGAGCAGUCCAGGAACAAGAACAAGAGAGGACAAGAAAGCUAGACAGUCACUGUUAACGAAUGGUCCUGGACGAGCAAAGCAUAAAUACAGUCGGCUGGAGCAAGAAGCUGAAGAUGAUAACCAGAGAUUUAUUAGAGAUAGUCAUCAGCAGCAACAGCUAAUAAUGGAAUCACAAGAUGAUCAAAUAGAGAGGGUAGCCGACAGCGUUGGUGUGCUGAAGAACAUGAGUCAUACAAUAGGGAAUGAACUCGACGAACAAGCAGUGAUGUUAGACGACUUUUCAACAGAGCUAGAGAACACAGAAUCAAGGUUAGACACUGUCAUGAAGAAGAUGGCCAAGGUCACAAGAAUGUCAAAUGAUAAGAGGCAAUGGAUGGCAAUCGCUGUUCUUCUUGUAGUCAUGCUCAUCAUCAUCAUCCUCUUCUUCAUAUGACACCAUCGUCAUGACUGCCUUGGGGAUAUCAUUCUUGGACCACCGCAUGGAGGAAACUUCUACAGGACCACCUCUUUUGUCCAUGUGAUUGAGAGACUCUUCGUCAUCUUAUGAAAUAUACCGCCCUCGUCUAGAUCACUUGUGAAAGGAAUGACCAUCCAAAGGAAAAGGUAUCCCGUAGUUCUGGAGUGAAUCACUCUUAUCCAUGUGGAUGACUUCUGAAGGAAUUGAUCACAUUAUGGCAUGAAGCAGACAGUACGUUAUCCUGAAGAUCCCUCCUAUCUUUCUUUUAAUUCCAGGUGGAAAAAUCCUGUAAGGAUUCAAUGUCCAAAGCAAAAGCAUCAUGUGGAUAUCAUCAAAACUCCCUUAUCAAUAUGGAAGUUUCCUGAAUAGAAAGUUUUCUGUAACAUGAGCAUUUCUUGUCAAAAACAGUUUUCCAUUGACUUCAUUACCAUGGAAUUCCCACAGUAAAAUCUGGUCAAUGGACAAGUUACAGUCUGAGCACAAGUUAUCAGAGCACAAGUACAAAUAUGCUGUAGAAACUACCUAUAUUACGUGUAUGUAUACAAAGCUGCUCCGUCAGUGGUAGAGCUUGAAUAUAAUAUAUAAGUGAAGUUAGAGUAGGUCUUGAAUAUAAUAUAUAAGUAAACAUGAUGCUACCUGACCGCAGACAGCAUUGAAUAGCUUGAAGAUUAGAUGUUAGUACUACAUGUAUGUAUGAGUAAGAUUCUUUGAUGUGAUAGAGAAUUUUCUUUUUGCAGUUAGCAGCUCAAGAAUGUUGCUUUGUAUGCAUGUACAAUGCUCUGAUAUUCAGAGACAUGAAGGAUGUAUACGAAAAGUGAUUUAUUGCAUUUCUUUAUUAUGAUGUGUACUAUUAGUAUUAUACAGUUAGCUGAGGAAAAAUAAUUAUACUGUAGACAAAGUCACUAAAGAGACACUUGAUAAGCUGACAUGGGUUGAAUUCCUUCAAGACCUUUUCAGUGGUGUAUCCUGCCGGGCAGUGUUCAAGCUACAGUGGACGGCAGUGGUCGGGUCCGACCAGCACAGAAAAUUUGUUGGCCACCACUCGUCAUGAAAAACGCUGCAUCCUUCCACCACUAAUUUCACAUGAAAAGUGUUUCAAAACUAACUCCUUGCAAAAGGGAAUUGAAUUUGUGUUCAUUUACAUCUUUAAUGUUGAUAUAUUUGCAUGAUUUACAUCAAACAUUCUUAUAUAUGUGGGGGCGUCGUGGUCUAGUGGUUCUGACUCUCGCCUUUCAA